Messenger RNA from Cinclus cinclus, 618 nucleotides. It is a transcript of the gene RPL32, whose product is annotated as ribosomal protein L32. Gene Ontology annotation, cellular component: cytosolic large ribosomal subunit; ribosome. The transcript has 4 exons. NCBI's taxonomy places the organism in Eukaryota, Metazoa, Chordata, Aves, Passeriformes, Cinclidae. The record is from RefSeq and is a predicted model, not a curated record. Bases 169 to 576 code for a protein of 135 amino acids. Gene Ontology annotation, molecular function: structural constituent of ribosome. Gene Ontology annotation, biological process: translation.
CUGCGGCCUGGCCUCCGUGCCGGUGCCCCGCCGCUGCCCUAUCGGCGAGGCCGCAGCGCCCCCCGCCCCUGCCAGGACCGCCCAUAACGCGUCCCAUAAGCGCUUGCGCUUAGGGCUCCUCCUUCUCUCAGCCGGGCCCGCGGUGGACGCGCCAUCGGCACCGGCACCAUGCCUGCUCUCAGGCCGCUCGUGAAGCCCAAGAUCGUCAAGAAGAGAACCAAGAAGUUCAUCCGGCACCAGUCUGACCGCUAUGUCAAGAUCAAGCGCAACUGGCGCAAACCCAGAGGCAUCGACAACAGAGUGCGCCGGCGCUUCAAGGGGCAGAUCCUGAUGCCCAACAUCGGCUAUGGCAGCAGUAAGAAGACAAAACACAUGCUGCCCACGGGCUUCAGAAAGUUCCUGGUCCACAAUGUGAAAGAGCUGGAAGUGCUGAUGAUGAGCAACAAGUCGUACUGUGCAGAGAUUGCCCACAACGUGUCCUCGAAGAACAGGAAGGUGAUCGUGGAGAGAGCCGCACAGCUCGCCAUCAAGAUCACCAACCCCAACGCCAGACUGCGCAGCGAGGAGAACGAGUAGCAGCUCUGCAGCACAGCUGUAUUUAAUAAAGCCUCAGUCCAA